UUGCUUCUUUAAGAUGCUUCGCUAUUUUAGUAUAGAACAUAAUUAUUUUAAACAGUAGAAAACUAAAAGAUUCCGCGAACAACUAUGAUUUGACAUUGAUAUUUCUCGGACACUCUUCUCUUUGAUGUUCCAGUGUUAUUCUUAUACAGUGUUGUUGACUUGCAGUAAACCCCUCCUUGUACGAUGGAGAAGAUUCAGCACAGUGAGGUGGAAGUGAAGGGACUGAAGCUGCAUGUGGCAGAGGUUGGAACUGGGUCCAAGGCAGUGCUAUUCUUACAUGGAUUCCCAGAGAUCUGGUACACAUGGAGGCACCAGAUGAUUGCUGUGGCAAACGCUGGCUAUAGGGCUAUUGCUUUUGAUUUCAGAGGGUAUGGGCUCUCUGAGCAACCAGCUGAGCCAGAAAAGGAAACCAUGUAUGACCUAAUUGAUGAAAUAGUGGGUCUUUUGGAUGCCUUAAACAUAACCAAGGCUUUCCUUGUUGGCAAGGAUUUUGGGGCAAUCGUUGCAUAUCGUACAGCAGCUGUGCACCCAGAAAGAUUUGGUGCUGUAAUAACUUUAGGCAUUCCUCCUGGUUCCUAUGCUACCCAAAACCACCGUCUCCCCAAAGGCUACUACUUUAAUAGGUGGCAAGAGCCUGGGAGAGCAGAAGCGGAUUUUGGCCGGUUUCCUGUGAAAUCAGUGAUAAGGAACAUCUACACUCUCUUCUCUAAAAGUGAGGUUCCAAUAGCAGCUGAUGAUCAAGAAAUCAUGGACUUGUUUGACCCGUCUACCCCUCUACCACCAUGGUUCUCUGAGGAAGACCUUUCAACCUAUGCAUCUUUAUAUGAAAAAUCUGGAUUCAGAUACACAUUGCAGGUUCCUUACAGGAGUCUCAAUGUGGAAACGGGCUCAAGGGACGUGAAGGUUACAAAUCCAGCACUUCUCAUCAUGGGUGAGAAAGAUUAUGUUUUCAAGUUUCCAGGUACGGAGGACUAUAUCCGAAGUGGGGCAGUGAAAAAUGCUGCGCUGGACUUGGAAAUCACAUAUAUUCCGGAGGGAAGCCAUUUUGUGCAUGAACAAAUUCCAGACAAGACAGUGCCGUUGACUUGCAGUAAGCCCCUCCUUGUAUGAUGGCGAAGAUCCAGCACAAUGAGGUGGAAGGGAAGGGAAGGGACUGAAGCUGCACGUGGCUGAGUUUGGAACGGGCUCCAAGGCAAUGGAUUCCUAGAGAUCUGGUAGACAUGGAGGCACCAGAUGAUUGUUGUGGCAAACGCUGGUUAUUGGGCUAUCUAUUACUUUUGAUUUUAGAGGUUAUGACUCUCUGAGGAACCAGCAGGAGCCAGAAAAGGAAACCAUGUUUGAUUUAGUUCAUGAAAUUGUGGGUCUUUUGGACGCUUUAAGCAUCACCAAGGAAUGACAACUUCUACAAUUAUUACAAGCAUCUCAUGAGGAAGCAUCGGAAGCAUAGUGAAUGUUGUAUGUACUACUACUACCUUCUGCGCUUCAGGGGUCCAGUCUUAUAGCCACUCUUGGUUGGCUUGCCCCAAGGAGUGCGAGAUCCUUUCCCCCAUUUUCCACUACUCUUGCUUUUACCCUCUCCUCCCCCAUGAGGAUGAUCUACGGGAUUCAUAGCCACUCCUCGAACAACAGGUCUUCGACCAAGCCAUCGGCUGUGUCCGGCCUUCCUAAGCUUGCGAUCCCCAUGGCUUGGAUUAGACACAACACCAAUGGUGGCCCUACACCGAGAGUCAAUUAACUUUUUAACACCUGAGGGCAUCUGGAUUAAACAGUAUGCUGAUGUGGGCUCCUUCAAGAUCUUUGCACUAGUUCCUGCAGCUCGGACAAGCUUGCCACCUUGCCCUGGGUUCAAUUCAAUGUUGUGAAUGAUUGUUCCAAUUCGCAUUGCAGACAAUGGCAUGCAACUUCCAAUUCGUGAGUUUAUGUCAGAAUACAUCAUUUGAUUCAUCAUACUCUCUCGUGUUCUUUGGGAACUGGUGUUUGUCACCUCUGUGGAAAGGCAGGACAACAAUUACACGUAACUAAAUGAUAGAGAAAGAAGCAACAAAGGCAGCAUAGAAGCCAUGAUUUCAAUUUUGGAUUUAGCAGGUCUAAGAUAUCAUUUAACCCAUA
This is a messenger RNA of Vigna unguiculata (cowpea), 2109 nucleotides long. Its product is annotated as epoxide hydrolase 2-like. The record is from RefSeq and is a predicted model, not a curated record. Gene Ontology annotation, molecular function: catalytic activity. Lineage: Eukaryota; Viridiplantae; Streptophyta; Magnoliopsida; Fabales; Fabaceae.